AUGUCUGGUACCGUCCACUUCCUUCCUUCGAAUACAGAAUCUCUCCGCGACCUUUCCUUCCUAACAGUCGUUGGAACUCAAACGCCCUCGCUGCUGAGCAAUGCAAAUGGAGGCGAAAUCGCGUGCAUUCAAGGUCUAUCCAAAGUGGCGUGUUAUAACGCCCAACUGGCUUGA
Molecule: messenger RNA, 174 nt
Organism: Parastagonospora nodorum SN15
Lineage: Eukaryota; Fungi; Ascomycota; Dothideomycetes; Pleosporales; Phaeosphaeriaceae
Exons: 2
Coding region: 1-174 (57 amino acids)
Source: RefSeq, a predicted model, not a curated record